Molecule: messenger RNA, 2351 nt
Organism: Bolinopsis microptera
Lineage: Eukaryota; Metazoa; Ctenophora; Tentaculata; Lobata; Bolinopsidae
Exons: 3
Coding region: 29-1906 (625 amino acids)
Molecular function (GO): nucleic acid binding
Source: RefSeq, a predicted model, not a curated record
AACCAAUCUUUUAUAAUCUUAUGAAGGCAUGACAUCUACAGAAUUCCCGUGGGUUGGUAGCACAGGUCUCGGAUAUAAUGAUGAAACUGGUGGUAGCACACAUACCGGCUUCGGAUAUGGAGAUGAAACUGGCGAUAGCAAACAUACUGGCUUCGGAUAUAAUGAUGAAACUGAUGGUAGCAUACAUACCGGCUUCGGAUACAAUGACAAAAAUGAAGAGAGUGGAUCGAUUGCGAGCUCGAUAACAGCUACAGAACUCCCUUGGGGUGGUAGCACAGAGUUUCCCGAAUUCCCGUGGGAAAGUCAGUAUCAGUACAAGAGCAGAGUUUACAAAAUACAACAGCACACUGAGAGUCUGGGUCUGCUCCGAGCAACUGCCCUUGCCAAUGUUUGGGCUAAUUAUCACUUCUUAGGUUGUUCGUAUCCUGUUCCCGUCCUUGAAUCUAUUAAAGAUUGGGAUCCUCCACCAAAAAACCAAGAACUUGAGGAAAAAUUAGCAGAAUUACAACAGCUAGAAAAAGAGGCAAUGUACGAUGAAACCCUGGUCAACCAGCGUUUAAAAUUAAAAGAUCUAAAAUUCAAGAUGUACUACAGUGGGUUUGAACAGCAGCCUCCACCAGUUGUACUGUUUUACAACUCUUCUCAAACUUGUAAAGUCCCCUGCUCCUUUGUGGAAAAUGAGGGUAUAUCAGAAGGUAAAAGAACGGUUUCUCUUUUCAUCAAUGACGUUCAUGUUUCUGAUGGUAGGGCCACUAGUUUUAAGGACGCUAAGCACGCUUGCGCUGACAAUGCUCUAAAAUAUCUGAAAAAGAAAGGUUUGGUUAUCGUAUCUCCUCAAAAUGUUGACGAAGAGGCUGUCGGUAAAAUUUCUAAGGACAUUUUGACUGGCAAAGGUAGCGGUAAAGGAGAUGAUUAUGAGGAAAACAGAAUAGCUGAGGAUAACGUGGGGUGUAAGCUCCUGAAAGCAAUGGGGUGGACUUCCGAUACUGGACUUGGCAAGGAUGGGCAGGGCAGAGUAAAUCCUAUCAGUACUAUUGGCCAGUUGAACCGGGGUGGACUUGGCUCCCAAAACUCGGAGGCUGGUAUUUGUCACCAAUCGGUAAAACAGCAGCUCCUCGACUUUCUCCGGAACGCAGAUCUCAUGAAACUAGAAUUCACGGAUGAGUUGGACAACUUGGAGCGGAAAAUGAUACACAAGUUGUCAGGAAAGUACGGGUUGAAGCACAAGAGUAGAGGGAGCGGCGCCAGUAGGAAGUUGGUGGUGUGGAAGGAGGAAACGUCUGUAAGUGAGAUUUUAGCUGAACCCGUCACGCAAUUUGACGAGGAAGAUAAUGAUUUUCAGAUGGGAGCCGAAGCGGGGGCAGACCUUGAUGACAGCUCAACAUACCACCUGAACUCACUCUCACUUGACCCUCUGGUCGAGGGGGAAUCUGAUAUCGUCAUGAGCUCUGGCAAACGGAAAAUGGAAGUGGCUCCAGCUCAGAGUAAAGUGUCUAGAAAUACUAACGUGCAUUUUGACUACAACAACACCAAUUCUCGUUCUAAGAGGGGAGCUAAAAAGUCAUCUGGACAGCGAAAAAGGGGUGGAGAGAGGACGAUAGAACAUCGUCAGCCUGAAAAUCAGUCGAAAAAGUAUUCUAAAUCACGGGGACCGUUCAGGGAGGGCUAUGUAGAUCCGUAUCUUGUUGAGCCUCCUCGGGAAACUUACCGUAGACCUGGCUUUGAAACCGAGCAGCAGUUUAGUAGGAAUCCUAAUUGGAGAUCCGAUCCUCCUCAGUCCAAUAACCGUGCGGCACGAGGACGAAGAGGUGAAGGGUAUGUUGAAGACCCAUCUAGAGACCCCAGGACACAUUAUUCUUCAGGGUUUGGUAUAUACCGCCAUAUGAAACCUAGGACUAGAAGAUGAGGUUAUCAGUAUGAACAAUUAAUAUUGAUGUAUCCUUUACAAAUAACAGAACUUUUUUGACAUUUGAUACAUCUUGUAAGAAUGGAAAUAUUGUGAUUAGAUAAGACGAUACUCUUGGUAUUUAUUUGACUUUUGGGAUUUGAGGUAUCUGACGAAAAACGGUUUUUGUUGCGAUAUCAAUAAAUUUAUUAUAGCAGACAAAUGCAAAUUCAGGAUUUCAGAUUUUAUUUCUAUAGAAAUGAUCCCUAAGUUUCAACUGAACUACACUCAAGUUUAUUUCCUUUAAGUUUAUAAUGCUUAAAACCCGAUUCAAGAGCUUCAGAUUGAAAUUAUUUGUAGAGUUAGAACUUGGAGGUUUAAACAUUAAAGUUAUUCAUCGGCUGAUGUAUCGCGGAAAAUUGUAUUAUUCGAUUUAUGAAACUGGUUUCCGAUUGAAGUGAGUCUU